CAAUUGGCCGAAAAUGUUGCAUUGGCUGUCUGGUCGCCAAACUCAGUGGAUGUUGCCUAUGUACAAAAUAAUGACAUUUACGUUUAUUCAACGAAGACAGACGAAACCAUCAUUGUCACUGAUGAUGGCAAUGAAAAUGUCUUCAACGGUAUCCCAGACUGGGUUUAUGAAGAAGAAGUGUUCAGUAACGACAGAGCGCUAUGGUGGUCACCUAAUGGUGACUACCUGGCCUUCUUGAAGACAGAUGAAACUAAUGUUGGAGAAUUUUCCAUUCCAUACUAUGCUCAGAAGGAAGAUGAUGUGUACCCAGAGGUUAAAACUAUCAAAUACCCAAAAAGUGGUACUCCAAAUCCAGUGGUUGACUUAUGGGUUCACAGAUUUAACGAU
Ogataea philodendri is the source of this 387-nucleotide messenger RNA. RefSeq lists its product as uncharacterized. Gene Ontology annotation, molecular function: dipeptidyl-peptidase activity. The record is from RefSeq and is a predicted model, not a curated record. NCBI's taxonomy places the organism in Eukaryota, Fungi, Ascomycota, Pichiomycetes, Pichiales, Pichiaceae. Gene Ontology annotation, biological process: proteolysis. The transcript has a single exon. The annotation marks the transcript as partial.